CCAAAGCUUUCGACCGCCCCCCUUCGUUUCCAAAGCUCCAGCGCUCUCAGAAAUAUAGCCGCCUGCAUUGCCGGCCCUGGACAUUUGCGCGCUAUUUGAUUCGACGUCACCCUACCAUACCAACUGUCGAGCGCCUGGCAGAACAAAGCUAGAUACGUUGCCCGCUACACUUCGCUUGUCGUUCUAGAGCGUCGAAGAGACUUGGGGUGUGGCACUGACGUCCCAGCUAUAAGAGAUUUCCGGUAUAUACCUUCGCAUCCCUCUUGCGAUCAUGUCUACUGCAGUCGCGCCUGCCACAGCUGCUCCAUUAGUAUCUUCGCACAUGAAUCGCGAUCCGAGCCCCAAAAAUUGCCCAACUUUGGCACCCACACCUGGUAGCCAGGCUACUUCCACGCCGCCUCGGCCUUUGGGGCCAUCUCGGGAUGAGUCGUCCUCAAAGAGUUCGCCUUCAGGAAGAAAACACACUUCGCCUUCGUCGCAGAACGGAAGUAAUGCCCCAAAGGUUAUCGUCAAGAAAGAGCCCCCAUCCUCGCCUGCAAUGCAGAGUCACUCUCGGCCUCGACCUCGGAGAUUAGACUUGUCAACGAGUCUUCCAACUUCCGGGGGCCUAUCAGCUCGCGCUCCCGGUGGUCCUAUGACGGCCCGGGAGGGUGUCAAUAUGCAGGAGGUCGGAAUCGCUUGCCUGUCGCCGGGUUUUCAGACACAUGAUCCAAUUAUGAGAGAGCAGUUGCAAAGAAGUCUGUCGGUGAGAGACCAACAGAGGUCAAUAAUUGAAUCACGAUUGCAAAGGUCAGCCAAGGACGAUGGUCCAGAGGGGAUCAGACCAUCGGAAUCCUCCUUCGGUCUCCCCAAGAUUACUUCUUCGAAACGGAGACCUCCAGGCCUGUCGAUCGUCCCACCGUCUGCAGCGCAAUUUGCCAACGAGCGUGUUAUUCAAUCCGCACCCUUGCACCAGACCUUUACUGGCAGACACCAACCCCAGCCAUUGACGCGCCAUGUUGCCAAUCAAAGCCCUACACUAGCCUCAACUUCCCAUGUUCAUCAUGUCCCUGCUACCCAAACGAACAAUCGACUUCCUCCCAUUUCCGAUGUGUUCGGCUCGGAUGCUUUGGGCUCCCGGGAAAGGGAUGCGACCCGCGCGCCAUUCUACCAGAAUACAUCCAACUCUAGUUCUUCUCAGUCAAACAACUUGCCGCCGUUACCGUCUCCUAGGAUCCAGGGAACCGCGGCGCAAGCUCCUAAGCGGCCCCGAGAAUACCGUUCGGCAGAGGAAGCUGUUCAAGAACUGUCGGGUGGGCGGGAAGACCUGUUACCACGUAUUGUGCACUAUGGAGGUCACCAGCCUCCAACUCCGCCAUCGCCACGUGUCGUCAAUGGUCAGCCCAAGUCUGCUGCAAUCCAUUCGGAAGCGGCACCAAUGGCCAGUACACAGGCUCCCCCCUCCCAACCCAUGUAUCCAUCCGAGAGAACCGCUCGUCGGCGCACUAGGAGUGAGUACGAGCAAGAUAACGGAAGCCCCCCCUUAGGCCACGGUCCCGAAACAUACUACCGGCCAAAUCCAGCGUUGGCACCUGGGGCUGGCACCGGUUAUGGCCCAUUCGGGGCCGGACGAGAUUCCCCGGAGACCCAACGGAGAAAGAAAGAGGAAUUUUUAGGCCUAUGUGCUAGAGCAUGGGAUCUGUUCCACUCUUAAUUAUUCGGUUUAUCACAGCUAGCUUCCGUACUCUAUGACCUCGUCCAAUUAUAAUCCACGCCUAGCGGGCUUGAACUGGAAACCCUUUUCUCUUAACUUUACUCUGU
Aspergillus alliaceus is the source of this 1800-nucleotide messenger RNA. RefSeq lists its product as uncharacterized. The coding region runs from base 272 to 1693 and encodes 473 amino acids. The transcript has 3 exons. The record is from RefSeq and is a predicted model, not a curated record. NCBI's taxonomy places the organism in Eukaryota, Fungi, Ascomycota, Eurotiomycetes, Eurotiales, Aspergillaceae.